Molecule: messenger RNA, 981 nt
Organism: Apiotrichum porosum
Lineage: Eukaryota; Fungi; Basidiomycota; Tremellomycetes; Trichosporonales; Trichosporonaceae
Exons: 7
Coding region: 1-981 (326 amino acids)
Biological process (GO): protein deneddylation
Cellular component (GO): COP9 signalosome
Molecular function (GO): metallopeptidase activity; protein binding
Source: RefSeq, a predicted model, not a curated record
AUGGCCACCUCGAGCGUCGUUGUCGCCGAAGGCGCCAACUCUGGCCUCGCCAUCAACCUUCACCCUCUGGCCAUCCUGAACAUUUCAGACCACUACACACGCUCCAAGCUCACGUCCAUCGAGAAGGACCCUAAGCUCGUUGGCGUGCUCCUCGGCCAGCAGACAGGUCGCGAGGUGUCGAUUGUCAACUCGUUCGAGCUCGUGUACUUUGACAACCACGAUAUCAAGCUGGACGAGGAAUUCUUUACCACGCGUCGCGAGCAGUUCUCGCAGGUCUUCCCCACGCAGAGCGUUGUGGGAUGGUACUCGGUCGGCAGCACGCCCACUGCGCAGGACGUGGCCAUCCAUGCCCAGGUGGUCGCCAGCGACGCCGGCCCGGGCGUGUUCGUGCUCUUCAACCCCGACAUUCCCGAGGACGCGCAGGCGCUCCCCUUUACGGUGUACGAGUCGGCGCUGACCGAGGGCGCCGACGGGGACGGCAAGUUUGUCCAGCUCGAGGUCGGCGUCGAGACGGGCGAGGCGGAGCGUAUUGCCGUGGACGGUAUCACCAAGGAGGUCGGCGGCGAUGGCGACACGAGUGGCCAGGUCGGCAGCUUGACCAUGCAGCGUAACGCCAUUGCCAUGCUGUACAACCGUAUCGUCGUGCUUGUCAAGUACAUCUCGGGCGUUAUUGAUGGCACCGCUACUGUCGACCACGACAUUCUGCGACAGAUCGCGGCGCUCGUCGCGACUCUGCCAGUCAUGGACGCCACCGAGUUCAAGGCCGAGCUGUCGACGGAAUACAACGACGUGCAGCUCACCGACUACCUCACCACCCUGCUUCGUCAACUGGAGGCGUUCUCGGACUACACUGACAAGCACCUCGCCCUGCACCCUGCGCAGUCCGAGGAAGGACCUGGCCGCGGGUUCAAGCACUUUGGCGGCAUCAAGUCUUCGAUGGGCGGCGGUUCGGGCCGUCGCCAGCGCCGUCACCACAGGUGA